AUGCCUCACUGCGGGUAUAAAACCGCCACCCCGCAGACCGACGGCUGCAGAUUCGUUGUGUCCAAGAGUCGGGAGGAAAAGGUCCUCUCAUUUAAACAGCCGCGUUCUAGGCUCGCGUUUCCGUCUGGGGUUUGUGCUGACAUACGAAUGGUGAACAUACCUGUGGAGCUCUUGUUGAACAGUGAUAGUUUUGGUUGUCGAAAAGGAUCUAAAGACCAGAGUUUCCCCGAAACAAUCAUGCUGAACACAGAGGAAAGUUCCUGGCUCCGGGGCCUCUGUGGUGCUCCUGAUGCCCCUCACCCACAGCUGAAGAUCCCGGGUGGGCGAGGGACGGUCAGGGAUCACUCUCAUGGCGUGCUACUACACAAGGAUGACAAGUUAACGGUAACGCAGGCCUCUCCUGUGAGCGGGAGCCCCUCUCUUCUCCGCUUCCACUACCAGCUCAGUGAACGCCGCUCGGCCUUCUGGGACACGGCUCUGCUGAAGGACAGCCUGUUCCUGGAGAUUUUAGCCGGUCCGCUGGCAGAGGGAAGCAAAGAGGGAUUGACCGCCCUGCUCGAGUUCGCAGAGGAGAAGCUCAAAGUUAACUUCGUCUUCCUGUGGUUCCAUAAAAGCAGAGAAGAUAGAUUGUCCAUCAUCAAGACGUUCCACUACAUGGGCUUUGAGAUGGUGAAGCCGGGCAACCCCAUGGUACCAGCCCGGCCCGAUCUGGCUUUCAUGGUUUACCCUCUGGACAACAGCAGCUCGGAUGAAGAGUGACUUCCACCAACUCCUGACACCUCCCACGCCCACCCUCAUCUUACCCACACAAUCCCCCCCUCUCUCCUCCCUCCCCUAAAACAAACCUGCCUUCGUUCAUCCUGUGACAACAACCCUCCACCUCAGAAAUCGCCCACCAGUGACGGUGGUUCAACCAGACUAGUGAUUUAAUGGGGGCGUUUUGGAUGGAAGGAUUACCACGCAUCCCCUCAUCCUGCUUUCCUUCUUUCGUCACAUUAUUUGUUUGCGUCGCCACGGACCGGACGAACAACUGCUGGACACUCGGGAGACGGUGGCGUUUUUCCUUUAAGCUGCAGCAAAUCUCCUCCGACAGUUCCUACUUUUUCUAUACAAGACUCUGGUUUGUCUUUUAUUGCUGUAAACCGUGCAAGCUAAAAGUCGUCCGGAAACUGGGAAACGAUGGGAUGCGGACAACAAACCAUGUAAACACACGUGAAUGUUUCUUUUGUGUUCCCUCUGAGGCACAUUGAGGCAUCAUUCCGGCACACGUCACUCACUCUGUGAUAAGCUGAAAAAAUUGUAUGAUGGUUUUUAAAAAACCACCAAAAAAAUAAACGAGGCUUUGAGUUACUUUUCAUUAAAACCUCCUCUGAAUUAUGAAUCAGUUUGAGGCUUUUUAAGGUUUUUAUUGAAGUCAUUUUCUGUUUAAAAAUGGAACAGGAGGGCAAGACCUAACAUGUUUAGUUGUGUUUUUGUUCCAUUUUAGUAAUUAAAAAUGUUGCCCUGCCCUGACAUAACGCAAUAAGCUCUUUAAAUUGUUUUAAGGAUGUAGGAGAAGCCAAAAUAAAACAGAAGUUGAGCCUUUUCAGCUCCAUAUAGACAUCCACAUUAAGAUCAUGCACCAGUUAAAAGGUUUAUAGAAAUGUGUGUGUGGGGGGGGGGGGUUGCUAUUGUGCCUGAAGAGGAGAGUGCAAUGUUUGUUUGUUUGGGUUUUUUUUGGGUUACUCUCAAGUCUUAUCGAAUGUCAGUUUUCACCCUUGUAAAUUCAGACCUGUGCUACGUGAGGACACCUCAGGUGAAUACCAUAUAUGCAAGUGGAGUUCAAAUCCAGGAAGAAAUCCAGAAAAUGUUUUUUUUUUUUUCUUUUUUUUCCCCUUAAAGUUUUCUAGAUUUUAUUUCUCUGAACAAACCGCCAAAGAAUCCAGUUAGUCUGCCCUGUCGACUCAAAUCAUCUUACCCAGCUCAUAGUAACUUAAUACGGUAUGUAAAGCUACAUUGACCUACAUUCCCUUAUGGCUCCAUACUCCCUGUAACACUCAAAACGUUAGCCUGCCCACACUGCAUGUGUUCCACUCACACCAGUCUCCAUUGCUACUGAUCCUGAUAGAGCCCUGACUGUAAGCUGUUAGGAGAAAUAUAGAUUUUUCUGAAGCUUAUUUUUUUCUUUCUUUUUUUUUUCAGAGGUAUAUUUUUAUCUGAAUGUUGCUCUUCUGUUUUGUGAUAUUGUAUGGGUUUAAUGUCUGUCCUUUUUUUUUUUUUUUUUAGUUAACUACCAUUCAGUGAUGAUCCACAAUUAUAUACAGGUUAUUGUCUUUUUGGGGGAGGGCGGGUCAAUAAAUGUUGAAUAAAAGUGUCCA
Molecule: messenger RNA, 2357 nt
Organism: Menidia menidia (Atlantic silverside)
Lineage: Eukaryota; Metazoa; Chordata; Actinopteri; Atheriniformes; Atherinopsidae
Source: the annotation of a GenBank genome assembly